Anarrhichthys ocellatus (wolf-eel) is the source of this 3231-nucleotide messenger RNA. It is a transcript of the gene dachb, whose product is annotated as dachshund b. Gene Ontology annotation, molecular function: DNA-binding transcription factor activity, RNA polymerase II-specific; RNA polymerase II cis-regulatory region sequence-specific DNA binding. The record is from RefSeq and is a predicted model, not a curated record. The transcript has 11 exons. NCBI's taxonomy places the organism in Eukaryota, Metazoa, Chordata, Actinopteri, Perciformes, Anarhichadidae. Bases 205 to 2136 code for a protein of 643 amino acids. Gene Ontology annotation, cellular component: nucleus; transcription regulator complex. Gene Ontology annotation, biological process: regulation of transcription by RNA polymerase II.
ACAGUCCGCUCUUCCACGCGCGGAUAACGAGAGUGAGAGAAGAACCGGAGGAAAAUCAGGAAGAGGAGAAAAAGAGACAGGAAAACAAGCCGAAAAACACGCACGAGGGCUUUACUUUAUUCCUCUUCUUCCCCUCAACUGGAAAGCGAGAGAAGAAGAAAGUGUGUGAGUGAGAGAGGGGGAGACAGAACUCGCCUCAGCUCCAUGUCGCUCCCCGGCUCCCCUCCGCUGCUCUCGCCGCCGGGCUCGGGCGCCCCGACUCCGGCCGCGCUCUACCGCUCUGCGCCGGACGCGCUCCACACCUCCGUCAGCUCCACCGGCACCACCAGCCCGGGCCACACCAACUCCCACGCUCACUCCCAUUCCCACUCCCACUCCCUAUCCCCGUCGCCGCGGCUCACCAGCAGCAUGCUCAGCGCUUUCCUGCCCGGACCAGGGGGCGCGCUGGCCGGAUUGGGCAACGGCGGCGCCGCCGCCUCCGGACACGACCGGGGCUGCGCCGCCGCCGCUCUGGGUCCCCUCGGCGGGCUCGGCUCGUUGAACGCGACCGGUCUGACCCCCGGCUCCCCCGGUAUGGCGCAGACCUCCGCCAGUCCGGGUCUCUGCAGCGAGUGUAAGCUGGUGGAGGUGCACGGCGUGAAGGUGGCGAGCUUCGGCGUGGACGGCCAGGAGCUCAUCUGCCUGCCGCAGGUGUUCGACCUCUUCCUGAAGCACCUGGUGGGCGGGCUGCACACCGUCUACACCAAGCUCAAGAGGCUGGACAUCGCGCCGGUGGUGUGCACCGUGGAGCAGGUGCGUGUCCUGCGGGGGCUCGGCGCCAUCCAGCCCGGCGUGAACCGCUGCAAGCUCAUCUCCAGGAAGGACUUCGAGAUCCUGUACCAGGACUGCACCAGCGCCAGCUCUCGUCCGGGCCGUCCUCCGAAGCGUUGUUCUGGUGCAGGGAUCCAGGAAAGCCCCAGGCUGCUGCACCCGGGCCUCCCCGGCCUGCUGUCCCCCAACCUGCUGUCACACACCGGCCUGACAGCAGCAGCCAUGGCCGAGCUCCAGAAGCUGCAGAAGAUGAAGAUGAUGAUGAGUCUCCAGAACGGCAACGAGUCGGACGACGACUUGCACUCCAACACAGGAGGAAGUGAGUGUUCCUGGGAUAAGGAGCGUCUGACCAGCCCCCCUGCUGGAGCUCACGGGGGAGGACCAGGAGGUGGAGGAGCACAAGGAGGAGGAGGUGGGAGGGGGCCGGCCAUCGGAGCUGUCAAUCAACAACAACUCCUGCAGCAGCAACAGCUACUGGCCAACAGGUUGGACCUGCCCUUCAUGAUGAUGCCUCACCCUCUGCUGCCCAUGGGGCUGCCUCCCGCCUCGGUAGCAAUGGCGAUGUCACAGAUGAACCACCUCAACACCAUCGCCAACAUGGCCGCCGCCGCCCAGCAGAUACACACCCACGUACACCGGGCGCCCGUCAUCAAGGAGAGAGUGUGUGACAGUCCCUCUCUCUCUCCAUCUGUUGAUGAGACCAACACUCCUCUGCAGUCGCAGCCCAGCAGCUCGGCCUCCAGCUCGCCCGAAAGACUUGGAUUGAUAUCAAUGGAUGCAGAUGUUGGACUGAACAACCCGACUGCACCCAUCAAGAAAAUAACAAAGGACAAAGAAGAGUCUUCGCUGGCUCAAGCCCUGCCCCCUGGCUUCCCUGCUCCGUUCCUAUUCGCUGACGGCCUGUCGUCAGUGGAGACCCUACUCACCAACAUACAGGGCCUGCUGAAGGUGGCGGUGGAGAACUCCCGGGUUCAGGACAAACAGAUCCAGGCGGAGAAGAGAGAGCUGAAGAUGGAGCUCUACAGAGAACGAGAGAUGAGGGAGAGUCUUGAACGACAGCUCACCUCCGAACUACAGAGCCGAGCCUCCAUCCAGAAGCGUCUGAAGAAGGAGAAGAAGGCCAAGAGGAAGCUGCAGGAGGCGCUGGAGUUUGAGUCCAAGAGGCGGGAGAGAGUGGAGGGCACUCUGAAGCACUCGUCCUCGUCCUCCCCGUCUCCUGAGCCUCUGCACGCCACCAACAACAACAAGAACGACGCUGCUGUAGCCGAGGAUAAACCUGAACUUAAUGGAAACCAGCAAGACAACGGCGCUGUACAAGGUACCUGAACGAACACACACACACAAACACACACACACGAACACACACACGAACACACAUACACACACACACACACACACAGUCGGAUGCACUCAUAGUGGCCGACUCAUGCUGAUAUAUACACACACACACACACUACAUAUUAACAGAUACAACACUAUACACGUGUGUUUAAAGCAGAGUUACAAGUUUGUAGACACGCACACACACACAUAUGCCUACCAUGUGUGUGUGUUGGGGCCCAGGCUAGAUUAGUGGAGACAUUAAGCAGACACAGAGACACUGUGGCCUCCCUUUGAUGUGUGCACAUUAUCAGACACACAUGUGAGUGUGUGGAAAUAUUUCAUUGAGCUCAUGUCGGUGUGUAAAUGUGUGAAUAUUUGUUGUUUUGGAGCGUAAAGACAUUUUUGGGAAAAGUGACACUGUUAACAUAUUUUGUCAAGUAGAGACGUGUGAAAGGUAGAGGUGUGUUAAGUAAGGACAUAGUUCUGAAGUGGAAAAAUAUGUCAAAGAGUUAUAGUAUAGUGUGCCAAUAAAGGUCAACGUAUAAGAUGUAAUAAAAAUAAGUCAUAGUAUGUAAAAAUGUCAGAAAAACAUCAUAAUAUAGUAUGUGGAGAAUUUGAAGUCAAAGUAUAGCGUGUUGAAAAUGCCACGAAAAGUCAGUUUGUCCUUUGUUUUCAAAAUGUCUUUACUUUGUGAAAUUGUCGUGUUUUUACAAGCACGGACGUCUAAGAAGCGACUCUACUUCUCUUAUAAAGCCAAAAUGUCCGGUCCUCACCCCCUAGAAACAUUGUUGGGGGGUUAAGACUCUGAAAUCAGGUUAAAGUCGUGGACUUCAUGCCAACGAGGGUCCUCACUAGUGCAGCUCUGAAGUGUGUGUGUGUGUGUGUGUGUGUGUGUGCGCGCGCGCGUUAGUAUGCAUGUGUCGUCUCUUUCCACCAGCUGUGCUCAGUCCUCCCUGACAUUGAAAACCUUCACUUGAAACAGCGUGUGUGUAUAAAUGAAUAUCUAUAGACACACACAGGUUCAGUGUGUGUGUGUGUGUACUAUGUACCUGUAAGUGUGUGUUUGGGUGUGUGUUUGAUCCACACUCUGGUGAGACA